Molecule: messenger RNA, 570 nt
Organism: Tetrahymena thermophila SB210
Lineage: Eukaryota; Ciliophora; Oligohymenophorea; Hymenostomatida; Tetrahymenidae
Product: Mpv17/pmp22 family protein
Exons: 3
Cellular component (GO): membrane; cytoplasm
Source: RefSeq, a predicted model, not a curated record
AUGAUAAACAUAUACAAAAACUGUCUUAAUAAGUAUCCUUACCUCACAAGGAUGUUUACUUCAGGACUAAUUUUGUCAGCUGCUGACUUUACCUACUAAACUUUCUUUGAAAAGAGAGAAACUUACGAUUUCAAAAGAAUUGGGAUAAACUAUACAGUUGGAUUUAUAGCAGCUCCUUGGCUUUUUGUGUGGUUUAAUAAAAUAUAACCAUAGACUUUGAAGUUCUUACUUGGUAAACCACUAAAUACUCCUAUAUAUGAUAAAAUGACUAAAAAGAUAAGUUAUGAUAGACUAUUUGCAAAAAUGCUAUUAGACUACUUUAUUUGUUUCCCAGUCAUGCAAUUAAUUUACCAUGUUAAUUUUAACAUACUUUACAAUAACAACUUAGAAUCUAUAUAUAAUGCUUUCGAAACAAAAGUUACCUUCUCCUUAUAAAAUUACCACCAGGCAUGGCCAGUAGCUUCUUGCCUAAUUCAUCUUUUCGUUCCAGCCUACCUCAAAGCAAUAUGCGCAAAUAUUUCUGGAACAACUUGGAACAAUUAUGUUAACUAUCUUUUUUCUUCUAAAUGA